AUUUAUUACUUCUCGGUUAGUGAAUCUCAGAAACUCCUGAGAUGGAAGGACAUUAGAGACUUCAACCAUGGGAUUCGCAGUUCGCUCUGCAACCUUUCCCUUACUCUCACAUCUCAGACACAAGCAAUCAAGCCCAACUAGAUUGCUCCAAGGCUCCAACUUUCUACGAUCACCAUCUAUUAGAAGGACCCAAGCUCUUGCCGCCUCAUCCCUUGUCCUGGGCGCUGCUUCUCCCCCAGCUUCCACUGGUGAUGUAUCUGUUCUCCUUCAAAUGAGUGCUGUACUUCUCAUGGCUUAUUGGAUCAGCAAUUUUGUUGUGCCGGACAUAAUCUCAAAGGCUCUCCAUUUUGAUAAGCCAAGCAGAGAUCCAAUCCCUGAAGAUAAAAUUCCCUCACAAGAUGAAUCAGGAAACACACUUGAGAGCAGUGAAGGAGAGCCAAGGAGGACAAGACACAGUUUCAAGGAAGCAAAAACUUCCAAGUUCUGAUAUUUUUACCUCUUCUUCUUGCAUUGUCCCUUAUUUUUGUUGUUUGGAAUGUGGUUCAUGUUCCACUAAUUUUCUUCCUAUUUGACCAUUACCAGAUCAACAUUUCAAGCCGAUACUAAAAGGUGCUUUUUAUUACACUUA
This is a messenger RNA of Macadamia integrifolia, 628 nucleotides long. RefSeq lists its product as uncharacterized. The coding region runs from base 68 to 487 and encodes 139 amino acids. The record is from RefSeq and is a predicted model, not a curated record. The transcript is spliced from 2 exons. NCBI's taxonomy places the organism in Eukaryota, Viridiplantae, Streptophyta, Magnoliopsida, Proteales, Proteaceae.